AUGACGCUGAAAUCCAGCUUUUCCUGUUCAAUUCCCCUCUCCCUCCACCCCACCAAUCCCCCCCCUCCCCCCUCCGUCUUUCUAUCCCUCCCCCUCCUUCCCCCUUCCACUUCCACGCCUGCCACACCCCCCCCCCCCCCCCCCACCCCCCCCCCCCAACCCCCCCCCCAACCCCCCCCCAACCCCCCCCCAACCCCCCCCCAACCCCCCCUUCUUCCCCCCUCCCUCCCCUUCCGCCCCACCUCUGGCAGCAGCAGCGUCACCCCGAAGUUGCUUCUCGCUCAUAUUCUGGGCCUGCCGGAAGGGAAAUGCGACCACAACAACAGCAGCAGCGCCGGCGGCGGCGGCGGCCCUGGUGCGCAGUCGGGGGGGGGAUUGAUGGCGGAGGGAGGAGGCGGAGGGGUGCGGAGUGAGAGGGGAACAGCAGCAGCAGCGGCAGCAGCGGCAGCGGUGGCGGUGGCGGUGGCACGGGGAGCGGGACGUGCAGCAGGGGAGCUGGCGCUUUGGAGGGAUGAAUUGGAGGACGAUGCGGAUGGUUAUGCUGAGCGCAUGAGCUCCCCAUACAUUUUCGAACCAUCUGGAUAUCCCCCUUGGAUCUUCCCUGGUGCUGCUGCUGCUGCUGCUGCUGCUGCUGCUGCUGCUGCUGCUGCUGCUGCCACCGCCCCUGCCAACCCCCAUGACAACCAGACAGCAGCAGCAGUGGCUGCAGCAGCGGCAGCAGCAGCAGCAGCAGCAGCAGCAGAAGAAGAAGAAGAAGAAGAAAGUGCAGCGGUUGUGCAGUGGAGGAAGGGGUUGGAUAAGGCGGAUUUGCGGUGCGAGAAUUUCUGGGGGGACGGGUUUUCGGAGGUUCACACAUUGCUAGGCACGCCCCCUGUGGGCACCUUCCCGCAUGCACCGUGGGACGAGGGCAAUAAGCUGCUCAUGGCGCGUGGGGGGGAGGAGGUGCGGAGUGUUAUGGGGCGUGUGGAGGAGGAGGAAUACCCCAUGUGCGAUGAAGGGGCGUUCCAGGUGCUGCUGCAGGGCGUGGUGGAAGAGAGAGGUGGGGGGGAUGGGGGAGGAGGAGGGGGACGGGGAGGCGGAGAGGGAGGGGGUGGGGGAGGGGGAGGGGGAGGGGGAGGGGGAGGCGGAGGGGGAGGGAGAGUGGGAGGGAAGAGACGCGGGUUGCGUGAGACGGGAGGGGUGGAGAAAAGUGGGGGAGCGGAUGGGGGACAGGGGGGAAGUGGGGAGGGAGCCGGGGGAGCCGGGGGAGCCGGGGGAGACGCUGCAGGGGAGGGCGGUUGGUCGUUAGCGGUGGGACUAGCGCCGGCAAGGAUAGAGGCGCUGGUGAACGAGCAUGGCAACACACGGGAUCUCCUAAGGAGCUUGCGCACUGCUGAUCGGAUCAAAUGUGGCGUGGUGGAGCAGCGGCCAGUGCUGUUAGUAACGCGCUACGAGUAUGUCAACCUGUACCACACCAGCACAGACUGGCAGAGUGCCUUCCAUGCCAUGCGCCUGCUGCACAUCUCCGUGCGCCCCCUCGUGGUCUUCCUCGACGCCCACGCUAAGGGCAACCUAGACGAGGCGUGGGCGACGAUGUUCGGCCCGUACCGAUUCAUCAAGGAGUAUCAACACCACCUGCCUCCUGGCACAGCGGUGUGCUUCCAUCAUGCAGUCUUUGUGCCCGUCGGAUAUGCCACGCCCAUCUUCCACUCCUACGUCAAGGAGGCCGUGCCUGUGAGGAGGUGUGUGGCGGACACAGCAGUGCAGGGAGGCAGGGAGUGGGGCGUAACACCAUUCGGAUCCACAUCGCGAAUCACCGAAUUCGCCGAGUUUGUCAUCAAGUCCCACGGCCAUGACUCGAACCCCCGUGACCCUCAUACUGCCACCGGUGCUGCUGAUGCUGCUGAUGCUGGUGGUGGCGCUGCUGCUGCUGCUGCUGCUGCUGCUGCUGCUGCUGCUGCUGCUGCUGCUGCUGGUUUGACUCGCAUGGAGUUCUUGUGGUGGAGGGAUAGAGCAGUGGCAGGGCCGUCUGUGGUCAACAAACUGGGGUAUUUCCCUUUAGUAGACUGGGGGAAGUUGGGUGAGGGCAAUCCAGCCCCGCAGCAGCAGGGGCAGCAGGGACAGGAGGAGGGAGGGCAACGGGGGAGGCACUUGUUAUGGAAAUUGGAAGGGGGGAAGGAGGGAGAGAGGGAGGAGGACAGGCAGGUGGAGAAGCUGUGGGAGGAGAAGCAAAGGACGCAGCCGUGGUGGCAGCAGCAGCAGCGGGAGCAGGAGAAGGAGGAGAAGCAGGGGAAGCCACAGGAGCAGGAGCAGCAGCAGGGGCAGCAGCAGCAGCAGGCAGGUCUCCGGAAAAUUCUGGAGCAACACGCUCAGCAGCAGCAGCAGCAGCAAGGAGAAGAGCAACAACUUGUAUCUAUCGACCUCUUAGAGCAAACCGCUUGGAGCCGGCCCGUGCGCGUGCUGGUGAUCCGGCGAGACUUCUUCCUGGCGCACCCGCGCAUGGAAGACAGCGGGUGGGUGGAGGAGCGAGUGGAGGGCGUUAACGACCUCGUACGGUCGCUCAAGCAGUGGGCGUGGGAGCGCGGCGGGCUGAGACUGCUGGAUACAGCAGAGAGGGUGGACAGGAUGGGAUCCGUGGUGGCCUGGUCCUUCCGGCAGCAGAUGGAGGCUGUAUACUGGGCUGAUGUGAUUGUGGGGGCGCACGGGGCUGGUCUCACUCAUGUCAUGUACAUGCGCCCGGGAUCCGCUCUUGUGGAGCUACGGCCGAUGUCGGACGCGAGGGACCAUUACCAGCUGCUUGCGAAUCACCGCGGGUUGCGGUAUGUUAGAAUAGAGCCGAACGACAAGGGGGGUGUAGAUGUGAAUGAUGUGACGCGGGCGUUGAGGACUCUAUUGGAAGAGGAUGUGUGA
This is a messenger RNA of Closterium sp. Naga37s-1, 2889 nucleotides long. The record is from the annotation of a GenBank genome assembly. Lineage: Eukaryota; Viridiplantae; Streptophyta; Zygnematophyceae; Desmidiales; Closteriaceae.